ACAGUACACUCUUGUGUUCAUAUAGCAAGAACCUUGAAACAUGGUGGUUGUCAAUGGCAAGAAGACUGCUGCUGAUUUUCUCUCCAAGCUGUUCAUCCUGCAGAAUAAGGCCAAAGGAGCCAGCGCCCUUCCUCCAACCAUUCCCAAAGAAGGACACGAUGGAGAUGGGGAUGACGAUGACGACGACGAUGACGGCGGCGACGUGGCACCUGCAGCGUAAUUAUAUAAUAUUCUAUGAGUAACUAGGUAGUGAUGAUCCUCGUAUAAUAUUUAAAAGUGCAGUCAUAUGUGUGUAGGCUAAUUAAUCUACUGCAUUGACUUCCUUAUGGAAUUCAUAUGUAUUAAUCAGUGCUUAGCCAAUAAAAUAUAUGCACUUAU
This is a messenger RNA of Rubroshorea leprosula, 378 nucleotides long. The record is from the annotation of a GenBank genome assembly. NCBI's taxonomy places the organism in Eukaryota, Viridiplantae, Streptophyta, Magnoliopsida, Malvales, Dipterocarpaceae.